Messenger RNA from Myodes glareolus (Bank vole), 1580 nucleotides. It is a transcript of the gene Zfp42, whose product is annotated as ZFP42 zinc finger protein. Gene Ontology annotation, cellular component: transcription regulator complex; PcG protein complex; chromatin. The record is from RefSeq and is a predicted model, not a curated record. Gene Ontology annotation, biological process: regulation of transcription by RNA polymerase II. Gene Ontology annotation, molecular function: DNA-binding transcription factor activity, RNA polymerase II-specific; RNA polymerase II cis-regulatory region sequence-specific DNA binding. Lineage: Eukaryota; Metazoa; Chordata; Mammalia; Rodentia; Cricetidae.
GCCAGCUUGGUUUACGGAGCAAAUUCCAGGACAUCCAAGGCUACACAGAGAAACUCGGUCUCAAAAAAACCGAACGGGGGAGAACAAAGAAUUACGGCGUCUGUGGGAAAUGGACUAAGCUCUGGUAUUUGGCAAAGAAGACAGACUUUUGCGCUCGGUAGUGUGAAUGUACAGUCCAGCCAGCAGGCAGGUGUUUCCUGGGGGUGACUCUUCUGGAUCAGCACUCUCUGGAAGUGAUUAACAUUCAUGUUUCACGAAGGAAGCGGCCAAGACAACAUGAGCACGGAAGUGAAGAAAAUGGCAAAGACAAGUGGCCAGAAAGGCCAGGGUAGGCGAGCCCUCAGAGUGAACACGAAACAAGAGGAGGUGGACCAAGUCCAGAAGACAAGCCUGGAACCUCUCCACAUAACAUACACCAUCCACGAUGAUGAUAUGUAUGGUGAGACAAACCCCGAGACUGAGGAAGAUGACUUCCCUGAUGGUUACAUAGAGUGCAUCAUCAGAGGGGAGUUUUCUGAACCUAUUUUGGAAGAGGAUUUACUUUUUAAAUCUUUUGAAAACCUAGAGAAAGCCGAACAAGACCUUUCUCGCCAGGUUCUUGAAGCGAGUUCCCUUCUAGAAAGUUCUUUGGAAUAUGUGACUAAGGGAACAAAACAGGAGAAAAGGGAGACCAAACAAGAGCAGCCUCAACAGAUUGUUGAAGCGAAUUCAGAACUCGGGUGUUCCAAGUCCAUGACUAGCUGGAAGCUUCCUGUUGAAAAAAUACCAAAAGUUGAUUUAUCAGAUCCUCAGCAGCUUGCCUCAGAGCUUCUCUCGACUGAAGAGAAGCCAAAGGGUGAUGAAUCUGGUGACAUUUUAUCGAUGCUGGAGUGUCCUCAAACAGGGUGCACGAAGAAGCUGAGAGACAAAACUGCCCUGAGGAAGCACAUGCUUGUUCACGGUCCCCGCCAGCAUGUGUGUGCAGAGUGUGGGAAAGCUUUUGCCGAGAGCUCGAAACUAAAGCGACACUUUCUGGUGCAUAACGGAGAGAAGCCAUUUCAGUGCACCUUCGAGGGGUGCGGGAAGCGCUUCUCACUGGACUUCAACCUGCGCACCCACAUACGCAUCCACACUGGCGAGAAGCGCUUUGUGUGCCCCUUUGACGGCUGCUCCAAAGGCUUUAUUCAGUCAAAUAAUCUGAAAACUCACAUCCUAACCCAUGCAAAGGCAGGGAAGAAAUGCUGAAGACCAAGACAGAGAUUGUCCUCAGGCUGGGUAGUCUUAAUGGAAGAAUCAGUCAAUGGGGAGGCCUCCAUUGUGGAAUAUUUGUCAGGAGUUUCACAACUCUAGAAAGCAAACUUUUAUUCUUUAUUUUUCAUUAUACCAUUUUAAGGACAGUCAUUUCAUGGUGUAGUUCCAACAGAAAAGUGAAUGUCGGAGUUACUUCAGAAGCAUAAUCUUUAAUAAUAUAUGUGCUGCAUUAUUCAAUGUGAUGAUUUUUGCCUACUUUGUAGAAAAUCACUGAUUUUUAAGUAUAUAGUUUCUAAUUGCCUAGCUUUACCUUUAAAAUUGUACUUCAUGGUAGAUGCGAUAACCCUAAA